AUGGACUUUUUGUCUGCACUUUGCUUGGUCAUCCGUACACCCGAAACAUCUGUUCGAUGGAAUCUUUGUCGCCGACUUUCGCAUGUGAUAUCAAAAACGAUUCUAGAUUUCAAUCAGAAACUUAAUGAUGCUGAUAGAAAACAGGUGAAAAUAUGGACACAAUACAUGAUCAACGUGAUCAUUGGCUUCGGUGGCACCUACUACUUGACCUAUCAACGAUAG
Adineta ricciae is the source of this 222-nucleotide messenger RNA. The record is from the annotation of a GenBank genome assembly. Lineage: Eukaryota; Metazoa; Rotifera; Eurotatoria; Adinetida; Adinetidae.